GGAUCCUCAAGAACACGGCCGCCUUUUCACUCGCUCCCGGACGUCCUUUUGCUCUUUGAACUCGCGUGGUGGAGGCAGCGAGAAACAAGCAGCAAGCAACCAGCACCGAAAAUAAGAACAAGACGAAGAAGAAGCGAGGAGCGGAGGACUGCCGCUGAGAACCGGAUGUUUUCAACCUUCAGAUAAGAAGGAUGGACGUCCAACUGCAAUGUCAGAAUUGAGCCACGUGAACAGAAGCCCGCAGAGGACAACGUGAGGGGAGAACAAAGGAGCGCAGCCGCAAGAUCAAGCCCACGGUAGAAGUCUUUAAAUGGCCAAUAAAGCCACCCGGCAGAGAUGCCGUGCCUCAGUGGCCGCGUUUGGUUCGGGCCAUUAUCAUCAUCAUCAUCAUCAUCAUCAUCAUCAUCAUCAGUACAAUAUUCCAGACAAAUGAGGCUCCAAAGUAUUUCCAUCGCCAGCAAGAUGACGGUGAUGAGGUCUCGCGGGGGAACAAGAUGGAAUUGUGGAGGUCUGCUAUUGGAUUGUGGAGUACGACGUCUUCGGAGUGGUGCCAGCAACUGGACACUUGGUUUCCUGCCCCCGCCGAGCCGCUAUCUUCCCGCAUUAAUAACGUCCUCAGCUGCUCCAUCCCAGAUGACUCACAGCUGCAAAUGGAAACAGCCAGAAUAGUUUGAAGAUGCUGCCACUUGUUCCAGUCUUCACCGAUCCACUCCCAGCCCGGAGGCCCCCCAGGUAACACAUGUCACAACGGCCUGGUGCACCCCGUGACCCGGUCCGCCUUGCCGUCUGUUCACAGUGCUCUGGGCGUCAAGCACUUUCUUCCCUUCCCAUUGGACAACAACGUCUCGCCCGCCGUGAAUAUCUUCCCGGGAUUCAAUACUAUGGACCCGGUGCAGAAGGCCGUCCUCCAUCACACGCUGGGCCUCCUGCCCGCUGCUACUGCCGCUGCCCCAAAGAGGAGGCACGUUUCCUGUGGAGUUUGCCGCCUGAGGUUCAAUUCGCAGGUACACCUGAACCAAGCGUUGGCCCACUACAAGGGCACCAAGCAUGCCAGGAAGCUAAAAGCCCGGGACACUCCCAAAAGCAAGCUCAAAGGAACACCGCUCGCCAAGGAGCCCAGAACAGACAGGAAAGAUGCGGUUCCUACCACAGUGCCUCCGCCGCUGUCCUCCACGCUCCGACUGGCAAUCCCAUCAGAGUCCACAGUGACCCGUGAGACGCCGACCGACGACGCCGGAAACUUGUCGUCGGUCACCAAUGCCCCGGAGGUGACCUCGGAGUUUGAGCUCAACUCGCCCUCAGAACCCGAACCGGAUCUGGACCCUGACAAAGAACCCGAGAAGGACGCGGAAACGGAGGAGGAGAAAGCUCGGCGCCUGCUCUACUGCUCGCUCUGCAAGGUGGCCGUCAACUCGCCGUCGCAGCUGGAGGCUCACAAUAGCGGUACCAAGCACAAGACUAUGCUGGAGGCCCGCAGCGGCGUGGGCUCCAUCAAGUCGUUCCCACGGCCGGGAAUCAAAGGCAAAGUGGCGCCGCCGUCCUCGUCCAAGGCUUCCACGGGCCUGCAGAACAAAACGUUUUACUGUGAGACGUGCGACGUGCACGUCAACUCCGAGACGCAGCUGAAGCAGCACAUCAGCAGUCGUCGUCAUAAAGACAGAGCGGCAGGCAAACCGGCCAAGCCCAAAUACACCCCUUACAGCAAAGGAGCCACCAAGCAAACGCAGAUCAAGCUAAGUUUGGGCAAAGAGCAUCCGUGCCCCCCCCUGGCUGCCCUUCUUCCCACACAGCUCAUGGCUGCCGCAGCUGCCGCUCUUGGUAGCACGUUCCCGCAGCGCCCGACCCACGGCCCCGCCUCCAACCCUGCCCUCUUCCCGACUCCACCCCUCACCACGCCCCUGCUCCGCCCCGCCGCUGGCCCUAUAAGGACCGCCCACCCUCAAGUCCUCUUUGCGCCAUACUGAACCCAGAUUGGGCAGUGGCAACGGAUUUCAUGCGGGACCAGUCUAUGCAUCCAGGAUUCAAGAUUUGCGCUGUCAGUCAACCUGUACAGCUACAUGAGGGCAAUAAUGUAACACACACACACACACACUCACGUACGUAAAUGAACUAUGCAGUGUCAUUACGUCAUGAGUGUCACUAGGUGGCACUCACGUUCCUGUUUGCACUUUAACUAUUGUUGAUGUGCAUGUUUGACGGUGUUCAAUGGUUGACUAGGUAUCGUUUUUUUUGGGGGGGGGGGUUAUGGAUUAGUCCUUGUCAAAAAAAAUGGUGGUAUUUUGUGUUGGUGUGAAAUUUCCAGAGGAACCUAAAAUGACCUUGAAAGGUGACAUUAAUUUGACCUCUUGUAAAAAUGUUGAAUUCCAAUCCAUUUAUUGUUUCAAUGCUUUUUGCAAGACUUGCUGUUCGACCAUAACGAGCUGAAGAGCAAAAUUCACAGUAGGUGUUGGAUCCGUGAAAAAAAU
Molecule: messenger RNA, 2465 nt
Organism: Hippocampus zosterae (dwarf seahorse)
Lineage: Eukaryota; Metazoa; Chordata; Actinopteri; Syngnathiformes; Syngnathidae
Gene: znf385d
Product: zinc finger protein 385D
Exons: 12
Coding region: 882-1964 (360 amino acids)
Cellular component (GO): nucleus
Molecular function (GO): nucleic acid binding; zinc ion binding
Source: RefSeq, a predicted model, not a curated record